Molecule: messenger RNA, 678 nt
Organism: Zingiber officinale
Lineage: Eukaryota; Viridiplantae; Streptophyta; Magnoliopsida; Zingiberales; Zingiberaceae
Exons: 1
Coding region: 40-504 (154 amino acids)
Source: RefSeq, a predicted model, not a curated record
AACGGCGUGCUGGCGGUGCAGACGCUGCGGAACAGCAUCAUGGCGUCGACGGUGCUGGCGUCGACGGCCAUUGCCCUGAGCUCGCUCAUCGCCGCGAUGAUGACCGGGUGUGGCGCCUACACCGCAAGGAACCACCACUUGGUGGGCGACCUCUACUCCGUCAAGCUCUUCGCUAUCCUCCUCUGCUUCUUGCUCGCCUUCCUGCUCAACGUGCAGUCGAUCCGGUUCUACAGCCACGCCAGCCUGCUGGUGAACGUACCUGUAAAGAGCCACCGGUGCGCGGCGGAGUACGUGGCGAGAGCGUUGGACAGGGGAAGCCUCUUCUGGUCGCUCGGAUUGAGGGCUUUCUACGUCUCGUUCCCUCUGUUCCUGUGGGUGUUCGGGCCCGUCGCCAUGCUCUGCUGCUGCAUCGUCCUGGUGAUUCUCCUCUACUCUCUGGAUGCGUACUCCGGCUGGGGCAUGGAGACGACGCCGCCGCCGGACGAGGAAAUGGCCGUACUGUGAAAACGAUGAUUAAUCAAUGCAUGCUUUGGAAUGACAACGGACCAUAGAUCAGCUCGCUUAGAUAUGAGCAAAAUAUUUUUAUAGAUUGUAGUUUUGACUCCUAAAAUUAAUAUUUUGCAUUGUAAUACAAUGCAAACUUUGAUAUAUAUCUGUUAGUAAAUGGUUUAGAAUUAA